AUGUUUACUGGAAUCGUCGAAAUCAUCGGAGUUGUCUCGGAGCUCGACCGCCAAUCCGAAGAUGGUGGCACAACACUCACCAUAUGCGGCGCCUCGGAAAUCCUUGACGAUUGCCAUCUCGGUGAUAGCAUCAGUAUCAAUGGGACAUGCCUGACGGUAACUUGGUUCGACAAAUCAUCUUUCAAGGUCGGCGUUGCGCCCGAGACGUUAAGACGAACGAAUCUUGGGUCUUUAAAGGAGCAGAGCAGGGUGAACCUGGAGAGAGCGGUAUCGUCAACUACUCGAAUGGGCGGACACUUUGUGCAAGGUCAUGUCGAUACUGUUGCAAAAAUUCUGAAGAAAGAGCCGGACGGAAACGCGAUUACCUUUCGAUUCCAGCCCCGCGAUAAAGCAGUAUUGAGAUACGUCGUUGAGAAGGGAUACGUAACACUAGAUGGAGCCAGUCUGACUAUAACCAAGGUCGACGAUGAAGAAGGUUGGUGGGAGGUUAUGCUGAUAUCCUACACCCAAGAGAAGGUGAUAAUAUCAAGUAAAGGGUCCGGGGACGAUGUCAAUGUCGAAGUCGACCAGAUUGGCAAGUACGUGGAGAAAGCGGUCGAGGGCUAUUUCUCGCAAGGCAGCAAUGGACAGCCAGCCAUUUUGCAAAAGAUGGUAGAACGAAUUGUUGAUGAAAGAAUAUCUGGCAAGAAGGGCGAGUAA
Glarea lozoyensis ATCC 20868 is the source of this 699-nucleotide messenger RNA. Its product is annotated as Riboflavin synthase. The record is from RefSeq and is a predicted model, not a curated record. Gene Ontology annotation, molecular function: riboflavin synthase activity. Lineage: Eukaryota; Fungi; Ascomycota; Leotiomycetes; Helotiales; Helotiaceae. The coding region runs from base 1 to 699 and encodes 232 amino acids. Gene Ontology annotation, biological process: riboflavin biosynthetic process. The transcript has 2 exons.